Limulus polyphemus (Atlantic horseshoe crab) is the source of this 1737-nucleotide messenger RNA. RefSeq names its product solute carrier family 35 member G1-like. Bases 249 to 1271 code for a protein of 340 amino acids. The record is from RefSeq and is a predicted model, not a curated record. The transcript has 2 exons. NCBI's taxonomy places the organism in Eukaryota, Metazoa, Arthropoda, Merostomata, Xiphosura, Limulidae. Gene Ontology annotation, cellular component: membrane.
AGAGUGCGCAUUACGUUAAGAUGAAGUUAGUCCUAGAAUAUUCAGGAAUGUUAAUGAAUGAGAGGCUUUACGAAAUAUCAGGAACAAGGAUUAGAUUAUAAAUACAGGGUCAGUAAAGCAUCAAGAGGAUAGAUGAGGGAUAGUUAAAAUAGAUAUAGUUAUUUUAAGAUAGAGAGUUAAAUCAGUCAGUGUAUUUUCGGGAAUUAUUUGGAUCUGCUAUCGCGCCUAGUGAUUUACUUUCUACAACCAUGCCUACUAGUCAAGAUUCAGAGGUUUCUAGUAACGGACCUGCGUACAGACUGAAUCCAGAAACAACAUCUGAAUCAACUCCUUUGCUAUCGAACAGUUUACAAAAAAGAUGUUGGGACAAAUUCCUGAAACUCCCUGGAUUAGGUUUUAUGUGUUCCCUUGGCUCGGGUGUUUUUGUUGCAAUUUGUUCUUUAAUGUUUAAACUUUUACCGUCAAUAAACCCACUAGAGAUCCUUGUUUUUAAUUCUGUUUUCCAAACAGCUAUUUUUGCCAGCGUUAUUAUCAAGACGCGAGAGCCUUUAUUUGGUGUUCAAGGGGAGCGUUGCUUUCUUCUCCUGAGAGCCAUUAUCGGAGCAGUAUCCGCUACUUUAAUCUAUUCCGCAUUUCAACUGAUUCCUUUGGCUGAUGCUUCUACCAUUGCUUUCAGUGCUCCAGUCUUUGUAAAUGUUUUUGCAUGUGUCUUGCUUGGUGAAUCUUGUGAUGGCUUCCACGUAGUAACUGUGCUCACUACCGUGACAGGUGUUUUCCUAAUUUCCAAACCACCUUUCCUCUUCCGAGAUGAACAAGAUUCGGACGUUUCUACUAGCGACCGCAUAAGUGGCUCCUGUAUGGCUUUAGGUGGUUGUUUGGGUAUGGCAUUGGUCUUUGUCGUCAUGAGGAAGUUAAAACGUACAAGCUAUUCCUCUAUCAACAUUGUUUUCUCCAGUUCGAUUGUUAUCUUAGAUUCUGUUGUUUUGACGGUCAUCAAUGAAUGGUCGUUUCCUCACUGUGGUGAAGAUGGUUGGUUUAUUAUUGUGUCGGUGAUUUCGUUCACAGUAGCAAGCUUUCUUCAAACUGCUGCCUUGAAACUGGAAGAGGCUGGCCUUGUGUCCAUCGGACGCACAAUAAACGUAGUUUUGUCCUUCAUAUUUCAGGUUAUGUUGUUGGAAGAGCGGGUCGGGUGGACAAGUGUUUUGGGGGCAGUGCUUGUGUGCUCCUCUGUGGGGGUGAUCGGUAUCAAAAGAUGUAAGAACUCAACGUAAGAAGUGAAUGACUGAAGUCAUUAUUAUAAUCUCUGAUAUGAAUAACGAGCCUGUAAGUUGAAAAAAAAAACGUGAAUAAUUAAAUAGAAAGGUUAUUAGUAAGUAAAUUAUCACCAGUCUCCAAAAAGUAAAAGAAGAAAAAAACGUGAUUUGUCAACUGUUGAAAAAACUCACAACACCAGAAAACGUAUUCAAAACCUGACAGCACCAGGAAGAUAUAACUGGUCAGAAACUCAACACCAGGAAAUAAGUAUUCAAAACCUGACAGCACCAGGAAAAAAGUAUUCAGUAACUCAGCACCAGGAAGAUAUAACUGGUCAGAAACUCAGCACCAGGAAACAAGUAUUCAGUAACUCAGCACCAGAAAGUAACUGGAAACUGUGUUGUGAGAGCUGAAAUGGGGAAAAUCUUGGACAUUUAUGUCGAUAAGAUAUAGUAUUGAGUUUUAAAUUUCUUACAUAAUUUU